This is a messenger RNA of Ogataea philodendri, 426 nucleotides long. RefSeq lists its product as uncharacterized. The transcript has a single exon. Lineage: Eukaryota; Fungi; Ascomycota; Pichiomycetes; Pichiales; Pichiaceae. Bases 1 to 426 code for a protein of 141 amino acids. The record is from RefSeq and is a predicted model, not a curated record.
AUGAGAUCUUCUCUUGGAUCAGCCCCUGGAAGGUACACGGACCCCUUUUCAAGGUCCAUUUCUCCCAGUAAGGCCAAAAGAAGCGAAGUCUUUCCGGAUCCUGUAGCACCAAAAAUGAUAUUGAUCUUUCCCGGCUUGAAUUCGAUGUUGAUGUCUCUAAGAGCAAACGAGUUUUUGGAGUUUUUGGACCAGUGCAAUGUGGCAUUUUCAAAUCCAAUUGCAGGAGAAUUUGGGCCUCUUGGAGUUGUUAGUUGCUCGUAUUUUGUAGUUUCCGGUUCAUUCAAAUAUUUCUCAAUUCUUCCAAUGGAGACUUUGGUUUGCAAAACAAACGAUAUCAAGUCUCCCAGCAUAUCCAGCGGUGACCUUAACAGAUUGAAUAGCGACAGAGCAGUGAAUGCAACUGGGGUGGUCAACCGUUCGCCCUGA